GCUGGAAGCUGGGAAGCGCUGGGCCUCCAGGGGCCUGGCUCGGAGCCUCCUCCUAGCUUUCCGGGGUGGAGGGGUGUGGGCCCAGCGGGACUGGACGAGGGCGUGGCCGCGCGGGCACCUGGCCCCCGGACUCCGCCCCACAGACUCGCCACCAUGGAUUCUCUGAUGGAAGCAAAUGGCACCUUUGGCAUAAGCCUUUUGAAAAUGCUGGGUGAAGACAGCUCAAAAAAUGUGUUUUUUUCACCUCUGAGCAUCUCCUCCGCUCUGGCCAUGGUUUUCUUGGGAGCAAAGGGAUCCACAGCCAAGCACAUGGCUCAGGUACUCUCUUUCAAUAAAUGCGAUGGCGAUGGAAGUGAUGUUCACCAGAGCUUCCAGUUACUUCUUGACGAAGUGAACAGGACUGGCGCAAAGUACUUGCUGAGAACGGCCAACAGGCUCUUUGGGGAAAAGUCUUAUGAGUUCCUCUCCUCUUUUAAAGAUUCCUGCCAUAAAUUCUAUGAAGCAGAGAUGGAGGAGCUCGACUUUAUGCAUGCUACGGAGGAGUCUAGAAAACACAUAAACUCCUGGGUGGCCAAGAAAACAGAAGAUAAAAUUACAGAGGUUCUGUCUUCAGGCACAGUGAGUCCCAGCACGAGUCUGGUUCUUGUGAAUGCCAUCUACUUCAAAGGAAACUGGGACAAACAGUUUGACAAAGCGAGAACAUGUGAGAAGCCAUUUAAAGUCAGCAAGGAUGAGGAGAAACCUGUGCAAAUGAUGUAUAAGAAGUCUACUUUUAAAAUGACCUACAUAGGAGAAAUAUUCACCAAGAUUCUGGCGCUUCCCUACGUCAACAAGGAGCUCAAUAUGAUCAUCAUGCUUCCGGAUGAACACAUCGAUUUGAAAACGGUGGAAAAAGAAAUUACUUACGAAAAAUUCGUAGAAUGGACAACACCAGACAAGAUGGACCAAGAAGAGGUGGAGGUUUUCCUCCCUCGCUUUAAACUGGAGGAAAAUUACGACUUGAAGAAUGUCCUCUGCCGUAUGGGCAUGACCGACACCUUCGAGGGGGCCAGGGCAGACUUUUCCGGAAUGUCCUCCAAGAGGGACCUGUUUCUGUCCAAGGUUGUGCACAAGUCCUUCGUGGAGGUCAACGAGGAGGGCACGGAGGCAGCGGCAGCCACCGCAGUGGUCAUGAAGAUGCGGUGCAUGCACUUCACACCCUCCUUCUGCGCCGACCACCCCUUCCUCUUCUUCAUCCAGCACCGCAAGAGCAGCGCGAUCCUGUUCUGUGGCCGCGUGUCCUCUCCCUGAGGGUGCCCGGCUGGCAGCUCCCCUCCUCCCUUCCCCAAUCUCUUCUCCACCACGUGCCUGUGACCCACAUGUCCCUAUCCAUGCAGUGCCACUGCCCAAAAAUAAAGGCCCAUCGUGGGACCCCUGUCCCAGCUCUGUGUG
Molecule: messenger RNA, 1431 nt
Organism: Heterocephalus glaber (naked mole-rat)
Lineage: Eukaryota; Metazoa; Chordata; Mammalia; Rodentia; Bathyergidae
Source: RefSeq, a predicted model, not a curated record